AUGUGGUCGUCGGUGAUUCCGCUUCUGGUCGUCCUCUGGUCGACGGUGUCAUCACAGCCGAAUUUUCUCACCAAUCAGGACUUCAUCAAUGCCGCUCGAAUACCGACGACCGGCCCUCGAAUGAGGCCUCUUUUCAACGAUCAGCGAUUUUCACUAAAGCUUGAGAAGCCCACUGGCAUGUUAAAUGCUGGGGAAGCAGGACUUUCCAUAGAAAUCGAAGCCGCCGAACAUCAACGUGCAGUGAUCGCUCGCGCCAUCGCCAGCUAUCAGGCGAAAACGUGCAUACGCUUCGUUCCAAAGACGCCAAUGGAUUUCGAUUAUAUUGUGAUCUCUAAGCUUGAUGGAUGUUAUGCGGAUUUCGCCCGUGUUGGUGGCCCUCAGCAAGUGUCGUUGGCAGAUGAAUGCAUCAAUUACCCAACAAUCAUACACGAAUUAAUGCACGUCAUCGGUUUCAUCCACGAGCAUCAACGUGAGGAUCGUGAUAGCUAUGUGGAAAUUCUCUAUCAGAAUAUCAUUCCAGGAGCCAGUAUGGACUUCGAUAAACUGUCAAUGCUAGAUUUAUCAUACUAUGGUGAAGAUUAUGAUUAUUUGUCAAUCAUGCACUAUGAGAGAGAUGAAGGCAGUAAGAAUGGACAAGACACAAUCGAGCCCAAGGUUUUACGAAGCUUUUUUCAUUAUCUAGGCUUUUUUUCACGUAUGGAAAACAAUGCAGUGAUUGGAAACUCAUCAGGUUUCAGAACCGGUAGUGCCGAGGAAGUUUUGGGAGAUGACCAACGAAGAUCUUAA
Molecule: messenger RNA, 786 nt
Organism: Angiostrongylus costaricensis
Lineage: Eukaryota; Metazoa; Nematoda; Chromadorea; Rhabditida; Metastrongylidae
Source: the annotation of a GenBank genome assembly